UACACCUAAAUACGUUUCAUUUCCUUCACAUUCACCAUGGAUGCAGUUGAGCGGGCCAAUGUAGAGCGCCAAAAGCGAUGGGUCAAGGACCAGAAGGUCGGAGAGGGAACGUACGCCGUAGUAUACAGAGGGAGAGAAGCCUCGACUGGACGCAAAGUCGCCAUAAAGAAAAUCAAAGUUGGUCAAUUCAAAGAUGGUCUCGACAUGUCUGCGGUUCGGGAGGUCAAAUAUCUGCGAGAGCUAAAGCACCAGAAUGUCAUCGAGCUACUAGACGUAUUCUCGUCCAAGACGAAUCUGAACCUUGUCCUAGAGUUCCUUGAUUCAGACCUAGAAAUGAUAAUAAAGGAUCGGUCUCUCGUCUUUCUCCCUGCAGAUAUCAAGAGUUGGAUGGCCAUGACUUUUCGGGGGCUCGAGUUUUGCCAUAGAAAUUUCGUCUUGCAUCGUGAUCUCAAACCUAACAAUUUGCUCAUUGCAUCUGAUGGUCAACUAAAAAUCGCCGAUUUUGGUCUAGCCAGAGACUUUGCUGAUCCUGGAUACAAAAUGACAUGUCAGGUCAUCACGCGGUGGUACCGACCUCCAGAGCUUCUGUUCGGUUGUCGCUACUAUAGCACCGCAGUAGACAUCUGGUCUGUUGGUUGUAUAUUCGCCGAACUAAUGCUCCGAACACCCUACCUCGCCGGCGAGAGUGACAUGGACCAGCUAAAGACCAUCUUCCGUGCACUAGGCACACCGACGGAACAAGACUGGCCUGGCCAUACGAAGCUACCAGACUAUGUUACUGUCGGUCAGUUCCCAAAGACACCACUCCGCGACUUGUUUACUGCGGCAAGUCCCGACGCGCUGAAUUUGUUGAGCAAAUGUCUUAUAUAUGAGCCACGGAGACGUAUCAGUGCCAAAGAUGCUUUACACCACCAGUACUUCUUUGCCCAACCGUACCCCUCACAUCCUUCGAAGCUACCAAAGUGUGCCUCACAGCUAGCCGCCUCUCGACCGCUCGAAGAGGUUGAUGCCAAUGUUGACAUGGACUCCACUGUUUCCAGUGGCAAGAGUGGCUUGACGAAAGCAAGGCCAAAACGUAAACUCAACUCUCCUUACGACGACUCCAAGAGUAGGUCCAUUGCUCGACGCUUAGAUUUCACAAAGCCGAUAUCAGGCUCAUAGUCAGACGCGUAAAAGAGAAAACUGUCCGCCCAACACCCCAUGUUCAUUCUUCUGUAACUACUGUAGCUACGAUUGUGUAAGAUAUACAAC
Molecule: messenger RNA, 1251 nt
Organism: Desarmillaria tabescens
Lineage: Eukaryota; Fungi; Basidiomycota; Agaricomycetes; Agaricales; Physalacriaceae
Product: kinase-like domain-containing protein
Exons: 8
Coding region: 37-1161 (374 amino acids)
Biological process (GO): protein phosphorylation; positive regulation of transcription by RNA polymerase II
Cellular component (GO): nucleus; cytoplasm; transcription factor TFIIH holo complex
Molecular function (GO): cyclin-dependent protein serine/threonine kinase activity; ATP binding; RNA polymerase II CTD heptapeptide repeat kinase activity
Source: RefSeq, a predicted model, not a curated record